AGAGGCUCUGUUUGCCUUUCAAAGAGAUAAAUUGCAGAAAGCACAUCAGUAUCGUGAACUGCGCGUUUGUCCCAGACACUUCGUCCACAACGCGUUUAGAAAGAUGCUCCGCAGUUUAAAGUUUUUGUGGAUUUGGAUAAUUAUUCCCCACACGUCCGCGUUGGAAUUUAAACACCACAGUACAAGGGAAUUGGAGUCGUUUUUACGAGAUAUCAGCACGAAGUACUCAUCAAUUACCCACCUUUACAGUAUUGGGACAUCUGUAACCGGUCUUAAUCUCUGGGUUCUGGCAAUUGGAAAAUAUCCAAAAGAACAUACUGUAGGCAUUCCAGAUGUGAAGUACAUUGCGAACAUUCAUGGUGAUGAGGUCGUGGGCAGAGAAAUACUGCUCCACUUGAUGGAACAUCUGGUUAAAAUGUAUAAUAAAGAUGCCACGAUAACCAAGCUAAUAAACAAUACUCGGAUUCACAUCAUGCCAUCCAUGAACCCAGAUGGAUUUGAAAUCACUCAACAUGAAAAACAAGACUGCUCUUUCUCCCGAGGCAGCAGAGAAGGUGACAUUGAGGUGGAGAGCAGCCAGAGUGGGACUCUUGGCGAGGUAGUAGCCUGGCCUGGGGCAGAGCCAAGGGCUGCUGGUUGCAGUAGGCCUGGAGGAGGGGCUCCUGUGUAUCGGCAUGGCAAUGGCAGCAGCUCCUGGUUGCGAAUGUUGGAUAUUACCCUGAAUAUUGGUCAGGAAAGCCCAGCCAGCAGACUGUCUUUCAGGACAGCUGUUACCGAUAGUCCCACUGGCCGUGCUGAAAAAGUGGUGAAACAACAUUUACAACUGCAGAAGACUAAAUUGUCAUUUGCCAUGGAUUCCUCUGGCUACAGCAGGUGUCCUGAUGAUGAUGUCUUUGUGUACCUUGCGAAGAAUUAUUCUUAUAGCCAUGGAUUCAUGUUUAAUGGAGACGAAUGUAUAAGCAGCCCAUAUUUCAAGGAUGGAAUUACCAAUGGAGCUCACUGGUAUUAUUUUUCAGGUGGAAUGCAAGACUUCAACUAUAUUUGGGGACAGUGCUUUGAGCUAACUGUAGAGCUUUCGUGUUGUAAAAAUCCACCAGCAUCUCAUUUGGAGGAAUAUUGGCAUGAGAAUCAAGAAUCCCUGAUUAACUUCCUCAAACUUGUUCAUCUUGGUAUAAAAGGGCAAGUCCUGAACAUGGAUGGUACUCCCAUAAAAAAUGCAAGAGUAGAGAUUCAUGGCAGACAAAACAAGUAUCCUUUUCGAACUAAUGAAUGGGGUGAAUAUUACAGACUCCUGUUACCCGGAUCAUAUACUGUGAAUGUUACCGGGCCAAAAGUUGAAUCAAAUGUUAAGAAGUUGCAAGUUUUGAAUAACCUGGAGAAUUUCUCUGCAAUGGUCUUUGACUUUCACAUGAACACUACUGCCAGAGACCCAUCAUCUUCUAAUUUUGCUACACAACAAGACUUUGGCACUGCAAACGGAAUACAGCAAAACAUAAUUUUGUUGCUCUCAAUUAUGAUGUUCUCAGUUUUAAUUUGUUAGAUAAUGGAGAGCGAUGUUCUGAUGCUAUAAGUAUAACCUAUAACCAAAUCCGGUUGCAAACAAAUCUGUUGAGACUUAGUGUGACAAUCAAACUAAAUCAGAACUGAUGACUUCUGAAUGUUUAUUUUAAAAUAGUGGUAAGAUCAACUUUAAUCUAAAAGAUUGAAGUUCUAGAAUUAUACAGUAUUGUCACACAUUUAGCAUGUUAGUUUUGGUAAAGGCCUUUUGAUCGCAUUGUGACAUCCUGAUACUGGGGGACUUCUCAGCUACCUUAACCCAAGUACCAGUACUACAAAAGAUAAAAAGAAGCAAUACUCAUAGCAAUUCCUAUAUGUAACUGAUUUGAGAGGUGUCACAAUGAGGAGCAUAAGAAAUGAGCAGGUGUUGGUCCUUCAGCCCUUUCAUCCAUGUGUUAUUCCAAAAUAUAUUUGAAAAAACUUUGGAAACUUUACCACUUAAUGUUUAAAGUCAUGGUUGAGGUGCUUUGUGAACUUGGGAAUGUUUAAUAUUUAAUAUUAGGCUGUUAUGUUAGAAAAGAAUUCAUUUUACCACUGAGCACCAACUUUAUUAAAGUUCUGAAGGGUUUACAUUGGUUUACACAGGAUUUACAUUGGUUUACACAGGGUUUACAUUGUGUUUACAUCACAAAAACAGCCCAUUUGGCACAAUCAUAAGAUGUCGGAGCAGAAAUAGGCCUUUCAGUCCAUUAAGUCUGCUCUGCCAUUCAAAGAGAUCAUGGCUGAUCUGAUAAUCCUCAACACCACUUUCCUGCCUUUUCCCUACAACCAUUGAUUCCCUUGCUGAUUAAAAAUCUAAAUCAGCUUUGAAUGCACUAAGGACCCAGCCUCUACAGCACUCUAUGGUAAAUAAUUCCACAGAUUCUCUAUCAUCUAAGAGAAUAAAUUACUAUCCUCUGUCUUCAAAGGGUAACCUUUAUUCUGAGAUUGUGCCUUAUAGAUAUUAAACUAACAUUUGCUGCGUUAGUGAAAAUUAAAUGAGAAGGAAAAAACAUAUGAAGCCUGAUGUUGACCUAAUGAUUAGAAAGGUCACUGUGUUUGCUGAAGGAAUGUGUGUGUUUAGAUUAAAUUCUGUACUGGGAGUGAACUGUCACAGUGACUCUGAAAGGCUUGUUUUGAAAUAGAGACAGCUAAAAAGAGGUAAGCACCUUUCUAAGGAGAAACCAGAAAAUCCUAAGGAGUUAAGCACAACAACACCUCUUCUUCCUCAGGAGACCAAGGAAAUUCAGCAUGUCCAUAAGGACCCUCACCAACUUAUACAGAUGCACCAUAGAAAGCAUACUAUCUGGAUGCAUCACAGCUUGAUAUGGCAACUGUUCUGCCCAGGACCGCAAGGAACUACAGAAAGUUGUGAACACAGCCCAGAUCAUCACACAAGCCAACCUUCCAUUGUUUGACUUCAUCUAUACUACUUGUUGCUGCGGAAAGACAGCCAAUAUCAUGAAAGACCCCUCCCACCCCCGUUAUAAUCUCUUCCAACCUCUUCUGUCAGGCAGAAGAUACAAAAGUUUAAACACAUGUACCAACAGGUUCAAGAACAGCUUUCUCCCUGCUGUUAUGAGACUUCUGAUUGGACCUCUCAAAUUUCAAAUCUAAUGUUGAUCUUGAUUUUUGUGCACCUUCUUUGCAGGCGUAACUUUGUAUUCCUCACUCUGUUCGAUCACCCUAUGAUCUUUCUGUCUUUGUAUGUUGAUCUGCUGUACUGCAUGCAAAUCAAAACUUUUCACUGUACCUGGGUACAUGUGACAAUAAUAAAUCAAAUCAAAUCAGUUGAUCAAACCAGCUAUGGAAAAAUGACAUAUCUGGGAUGUUUGCCAGUGGUCAAACUGAGCAGUGACCUGGAGUCUGGAUGGUGUCAAAGUUUGAAUGCACAGCCAAAUUUGUAAUGAAGAAGGAUAUAAGAAAGCUAACGCAAAAGAUCAUGUAAUCAGUCCUGGAGGUGGGGAUGGAGCAGGAUGAUCAUCUGUUCUUGGUCUGAUCCUCUGCUAAGUCCAUGUAAAUGUGAUUGUAAGCAUUGUAUGGGUAAGAGUGUUGGAGUAUUUUUGUAAUGUACUUUGCUUUAAUAAAGAAUAUUGUGUAGACCUCA
Molecule: messenger RNA, 3643 nt
Organism: Rhincodon typus (whale shark)
Lineage: Eukaryota; Metazoa; Chordata; Chondrichthyes; Orectolobiformes; Rhincodontidae
Product: carboxypeptidase M-like
Exons: 10
Coding region: 104-1540 (478 amino acids)
Biological process (GO): proteolysis
Cellular component (GO): cell surface
Molecular function (GO): zinc ion binding; metallocarboxypeptidase activity
Source: RefSeq, a predicted model, not a curated record